Messenger RNA from Cucurbitaria berberidis CBS 394.84, 2397 nucleotides. Its product is annotated as P-loop containing nucleoside triphosphate hydrolase protein. Gene Ontology annotation, cellular component: nuclear origin of replication recognition complex. The record is from RefSeq and is a predicted model, not a curated record. Gene Ontology annotation, biological process: DNA replication initiation; mitotic DNA replication checkpoint signaling. The transcript is spliced from 3 exons. Lineage: Eukaryota; Fungi; Ascomycota; Dothideomycetes; Pleosporales; Cucurbitariaceae. The coding region runs from base 1 to 2397 and encodes 798 amino acids. Gene Ontology annotation, molecular function: DNA replication origin binding; ATP binding; chromatin binding.
AUGGCUCCCGUGAAGCGCUCACGCGUAGAAAAGGCGCGCCAGUUUCUCACAGGCGGCGCUGUCUUCCGCGAAGACUCCGACGACGAGCUCGGCUACGAGGAUAUCCCGUGGGAAUGGAUCUACGAUAACACAAACACAAGCGCAGACGAUGCGCAGCCCGAGACGAAUGCGACGCCGAGAAAGCGAAAGGCGGCAGCCAUGUCGCUGGGGAAGAAGCGCAUAGUUGGCGCACGAAUGGGCAAUUUCAGAUGCCAAGUGGGAGACACAGUGUUGCUCAAAGCAGAGGGCAACCAUGCAUGGGUGGGCAUCAUCUGCGACUUUUACGAAGACGUCGUCGAAGAGGAGAAGAUGGCCAAGUUCUUGUGGUUCUCUUCUGAGAAGGAGAUUCGCAACCAGAACAAGAAGCGCACCGACUUUCUGCCCAACGAGCUGUAUCUCUCGACCGCUUUUGACGAAAACCCCCUCGAAUCCAUCAACGGGACCGCCAAGAUACUAUCGCUCGAACAAUUUCAAAGGCUGUACCCGGCAGGAGUCAAGAAGUCCUCCAAGGACAAUGGCAAGGUCUUCGUUUGCAGGAGAGGCUGCAACACCCGCACCACCACCUACACCCCCGAAUUCAUAUGGGAGGACAUCUACAAUGGUGCCGACGAUAUCCAGUCGUUGGUUGACCUCGUGGAGAGCCAGACCAAGGCAACAAGAAGAGGCGUCGGUCGCCCGAAAAAGCACCUACAACAAGACUUGGACGAGUUUGUAGAACCGGAUUCUGACGAUAACGGCGCGCCCAAGACCCCACGGAAGCGUCGGAAAUUGAACGACGCGACCACUCCUACCUCCACCCGGAAGAGCCCGGCGUCUCGCAAAUUCCUUACUCCGACACACAAGAGGAUCGUGAUCAAGAAACAGCUAGAGUUCACGCCCCUUGGGACACGCGUACUGUCCCCUUCGGCACUCAACUCACCGUUCCAGAUCGCACGAAGUCAGCUCCAUGUUUCAUCUGUCCCGGCGGCGCUCCCCUGUCGCGAGGAGGAGUUCUCGACUGUCUACAGCCACUUAGAAGCAGCUAUCACGGAUGGAUCAGGUUCCUGUAUUUACAUCUCGGGUACGCCAGGCACGGGCAAGACAGCUACGGUACGAGAGGUUGUGGCACAGCUCCACGCCUCGGUCCAGGCUGAAGAGUUAGAUGACUUCAUAUUUGUUGAGAUCAACGGCAUGAAGGUCACGGACCCUCACCAAUCCUACUCGCUACUAUGGCAGGCACUUCGCGGAGACAGGGUGAGCCCUUCUCAUGCGCUUGAGCUGUUGGAGCGGGAGUUUUCAACUCCCAGCCCACGUCGGGUGCCUUGCGUUGUUCUGAUGGACGAGCUCGAUCAACUCGUUACGAAGAACCAAUCCGUCAUGUACAAUUUCUUCAAUUGGCCCGGACUGCGGCACAGCAGAUUAAUUGUUCUGGCUGUUGCAAACACUAUGGAUCUGCCCGAACGAACAUUGAGUAAUAAGAUCAGUAGCCGUCUUGGGCUCACACGUAUUACUUUCCCGGGUUAUACGCACGAUCAGUUAAUGCAAAUUAUCCAGUCACGACUCGAAGGGGUACCGGGCAAUAUAGUCCACUCGGACGCCGUUCAAUUUGCGGCGCGCAAAGUCGCAGCUGUUAGCGGAGAUGCCCGACGUGUGUUAGACAUCUGCAGACGAGCCGUGGAAAUCGCAGAAACGGAAAAGACAUCACAAGACCACGACGAUGAGGCGCAGCCAGCUACCCCGAGUAGAACCGGCCGGGGUAACAAAGGGAAACCACUCCAAACCUCCCGCUCAAUUAACAGUGCCGCAGAAACGCAUGUUUCGUCAAGUAAACCUGUGAAACCAAGUGCUGGGCGAAAGGGCAUCGUUACUAUCGCGACGAUCAAACAAGCAAUCAACGAAGCCACGAGCAGCCCCCUGCAGCAGGCACUAAGGGCCCUGCCGUCGGCGUCUAAGGUGUUUCUCGCGGCACUCUUGGCACGGAUCCGACGGACGGGUAUAGGUGAAGCCGUGCUCGGCGACGUCGUAGAUGAAAUCAAAAGACUAGGGUUCAUGAGCCAGUUGCAGCCUGUUCACGAAUACCUGCUUGCCCCUGAGAAGGACGAGAGGGUGGAAGGAAUCAACGGCACGACUACACAGCCAUCUACACCCUCGAAGCAUCGAGACAUGGUUGGCAUUGGCUCGAAGCAGUCGGACGCCAAGGCAGCCCGAGCCCGAGGUCUCGCACUUGCAGCUACUGAACUCGCCGAAGCGGGUAUUAUAGGUGUCGAGGCCCGACAUGGCGAGCGUGUCGGUCGCGUUCGGCUAGGAGUAGGUGAAGACGAGGUGCGGCUUGCACUGGGGGACGAUGAAUCAGUACAAGGACUAGGUUUUGGUGCAUGA